Messenger RNA from Salvelinus fontinalis (brook trout), 2114 nucleotides. RefSeq names its product carboxypeptidase M (gene cpm). The record is from RefSeq and is a predicted model, not a curated record. Bases 255 to 1601 code for a protein of 448 amino acids. Gene Ontology annotation, cellular component: cell surface. Gene Ontology annotation, biological process: proteolysis. Gene Ontology annotation, molecular function: metallocarboxypeptidase activity; zinc ion binding. NCBI's taxonomy places the organism in Eukaryota, Metazoa, Chordata, Actinopteri, Salmoniformes, Salmonidae. The transcript has 9 exons.
AUGCCAUACAGGGCGGUGUGCAGGCAGGCAGGGGACCCGACGGUGUAAUGUGGUCCGGGGGAGGGUUUAUCUAUCGACUAAGACACCAAACGAGCCAUUUGGACUUUAAAGAGUUGUUAUGAAUGCAGUCGGACAGCCGAGGGUGACGGCGGUGUGACUUCAGGAGAAAUCUUCACAGGAGAAGUUGUGCGCACACAGCGAGCUGCAGGAAAUAUACAUUUAGCAAUAAGGUUGUCACUGUCCCGUACGAGACGAUGUUUCUUUUUGCGCUCUGCCUAUGCCUCGGGAAGUUGGUGUCGUCCGGUGUCAGUUUGGAGUUCCGUUAUCACAACACCGUGGAGGUGGAGAGAUACCUGCGGGACGUUAACAACACCUUCGACUUCACACACCUGCACAGUAUUGGAAAAUCUGUCGAAGGGAGAGACCUCUGGGUGCUCAUUCUGGGAGAGAAUCCGGCGGAGCACCAGAUGGGAAUUCCUGAAUUCAAAUAUGUUGGGAAUAUGCAUGGAAACGAGGUGGUGGGUAGAGUUCUCCUGCUCCAGCUGAUCGAUCACCUGACCCGUGGUUACCUUAGCGACCCGCUGGUGACCCGCCUCCUGAACAGCACCCGCGUCCACAUCCUGGUUUCCAUGAACCCCGACGGCUUCGAGUCCUCCAGCAGAGACUGCAUGUACUCCCAGGGGAGGUUCAAUAAGAACGGCAUCGAUCUGAACAGGAACUUCCCAGAUGCCUUCUCUAAGAAGGAGAGUGGAAUGAGAGAGAUGGAGGUGAGAGCCAUUAUGGACUGGCUGAAGACUGAGAGCUUCGUCCUGUCGGCCAACCUGCACGGUGGGGCUGUGGUGGCCAGCUACCCCUACGACAACAGCAACGGAGGUAGUGAGCUGCAGAGUGGAUCCAGUGUUGCCCCUGACAACGACGUGUUGAUCCAGCUGGCUAAGACCUACUCCUACACCCACAGCGAGAUGCACAAGGGAGACCACUGUUACGACUCCAAGGACUUCAAGGAGGGCGUCACCAACGGUUACUACUGGUACCCUCUACCAGGAGGGAUGCAGGACUAUAACUACGUGUGGGGCCAGUGUCUAGAGAUCACCUUGGAGCUGUCCUGCUGUAAAUUCCCUCCAGAGAGUGAUCUGCCUGGGCUCUGGGACGCCAACCGGGCCGCGCUGCUGGCAUACAUGCAACAGGUCCAUCUGGGUGUGAAAGGGCAGGUGUUGGACACAGAGGGAAACCCAUUACAGAAUGCUCUGGUGGAGGUGGAGGGGAGACAGAACCUCUGUCCCUUCAGAACGGACCGCCAUGGAGAGUACUACAGACUGCUGCUGCCAGGCAACUACACCUUUACGGUGACGUUCCCGGGCCACCAGGUGUUGACGGAGACGAUGGCGGUCCCGUACGGUCCCGACUCAUUCUCGGCCCUCGUCCACAACUUCCAGCUGCAGAGGUCCGCAUCCACCACCCCUGGCCCCAGCCACCCCACCCAGUCCUGCACCCCACCCCAGGUCUGGAGGCCCCUGGGUGGCCACUCUCACAGCCUGGGCCCCUCGGGUGUCACCAUCCUCCUGGGUCUCCAGGUUCUCUGGAAUACCAUGUUACUGUGACCGAGAGAUGGGUCACGUCUCAAAUGGAACCUUAUUUCCUGUAUAGUGUAGGGCUCUGGUCGAAAAUAGUGCACUAUAUAGGGGAUAGGAUGCCAUUUGGGACGUAUCCAUGGAGACGGACAGACAGACUGACUGAGAUGGGAUCUCCCAGUCCAGAGACUUGGGACAUAUCCAUGGAGACGGACAGACAGACUGACUGAGAUGGGAUCUCCCAGUCCAGAGACAUUGUCUUUUUUUCAGUAUUUUUGUACAAACAAAAAAAUCCUAUAUAUAUUUUCUUGUAACACUUUGCAUUGCUCUACCUUGCACAAACACGUGAGCCAUUUUGUGUUUUUUUUUUAUUGUAUGUUUUGUAUUGAUGCUUUUAGUUUUUUUUUUAUAUUGUGCUGAAAGAAAGCAAUACUGCCAGCCAGCAAUCUGUCAUGCCAAGAUAAGAAGAAGAGACAAAAGACAAGGGGGAAGGAAGGUUGUUGAGGACAAGGGGUAAGGAAUGGAGGGAGGGGUGUUGAGAAG